Messenger RNA from Cheilinus undulatus (humphead wrasse), 801 nucleotides. Its product is annotated as protein S100-A1-like. NCBI's taxonomy places the organism in Eukaryota, Metazoa, Chordata, Actinopteri, Labriformes, Labridae. Bases 332 to 604 code for a protein of 90 amino acids. Gene Ontology annotation, molecular function: calcium ion binding. The transcript is spliced from 3 exons. The record is from RefSeq and is a predicted model, not a curated record.
GACAAGUUGUGACUGCACAUUCACGAUACAAAUAUACAAAUAAGCUUGCUUUUCCUGCUCUCCAUGGUAGUUGUUUUAGGUGAGCUUUCCUUCGAUGAUCAGGCAAUAAUAUCCCAAACGAGGCCUGUUGCGUCCUGCCUUUGCCUUAAACGGUCUGCAGCGUUACCUGUGUAGCCAGGUUAGUGCAUCAGGUGAUAUCAGUGCUAACCAGGUGGAGGAGGAGCCUCUGAGAUUCAGAUUUAACUGAUGAGAUGAGAGCUGCAGCCUCAGCGAGCAGAGCAGCAACUAUCAGCACCCGUCUUCAGACUUAAACUCUACCAAGGACUAAAACAUGGCACCCUCACUGCAGCAGAGUAUGAAUGACCUCAUCAACUUGUUCUACUCCUACUCUGGAAAGGAGGGAGACAAAUACAUGAUAAACAAAGCUGAGCUGAAGCUCCUGUUACAGGAGGAACUGAGCGAUUUCCUGGCUGCCAGCAAGGAUCCCUCUGUUGUGGAUGAAUUCAUGCUUCAGCUGGAUCAAGACAGGGAUGGAAAAGUGGAUUUCAAAGAGUUUGCCUACACGGUUGUUUCACUCACUGUCGCCUGCCAUGAAUCCUUGUGAUGACAUGUUUAAGGACUGCCAGCAGUGACACCAUCCUUCAAUGAGUAACACCUCAUCACAGCCAGUGACCUCCUAAGUAAUCAUAAGUCAUGCUGGAUGUAAAUUUCUGGGUCCUCACUGACAACACCUUGUAAUGUUGUAAAGACGGAUCAUUGUUAACCAGUGUCACAAGUCUUCAUCUUAAUAAAGAUGUUCAC